AUGGAGUGGACGACAGUGCCAACCUACGUUGACCCUACCGCCUGCAACGCCUGCGCCGGAGUUCACGGCGGCCCGCAGUGCGUAUACAUCUGUCCCAACGACCUCAUGGUGUUGGACGACUUGAUAAACAAGGGCACCAAUCAGGAGCCGGAAAUGUGCUCCGAAUGCUACGCCUGCGUGAAGUUGUGCCCCGAAAACGCCGUGCACGUGCGCGGCUACGCUGACUUCGUGCCCCUUGGCGCCGAGGUUCAGCCCCAUUACGAAGGGCAGGACAUCGUGUGGGACAUUACGUUUCGCGACGGCCGAACCGAGCAUUUCCGCUUUGCCUCCCGCACCUCCGAAUGGGGCAGCAUCGAUCCCUACGCAGGUGUGCAGCCUGCUGACCGCGAUGCGCUGCGUUCCCAGGCCCUUUUCGGCGAACCCAAAUACCUGCUGCUGCCGGAAACUACGGAGUAG
Geodia barretti is the source of this 456-nucleotide messenger RNA. NCBI's taxonomy places the organism in Eukaryota, Metazoa, Porifera, Demospongiae, Tetractinellida, Geodiidae. The record is from the annotation of a GenBank genome assembly.